Molecule: messenger RNA, 515 nt
Organism: Pleuronectes platessa (European plaice)
Lineage: Eukaryota; Metazoa; Chordata; Actinopteri; Pleuronectiformes; Pleuronectidae
Gene: spx
Product: spexin hormone
Exons: 5
Molecular function (GO): neuropeptide hormone activity
Source: RefSeq, a predicted model, not a curated record
CGUCAGUGGGAGUCUCUCUCUGGGAACGACGCUGCGUUGUUGUUGUUUCCAAUUCCUGUUUGUGUCCCACAGGGUCUGAGGACCAUCACCCUUACUUGUGUUCUCACCCUGUUACUACUGGCGACGUUUGUCUCGCAGUCGUGGGGCGCACCGAAGGGCUCUUUCCAACGAAGAAACUGGAGCCCGCAGGCCAUGUUGUACCUCAAGGGCACACAGGGACGCAGGUUCAUCUCAGAGGACCGAAAAGAAGGAGAUAUCUAUGACACAUUACACUUAGAGACCCGCAGUCAGAACACAGAGAAGCUGAGUGUGGACCAGGCCGCUACUGUCCUGCUCAACUUCUUGCAGCAGGCCAAAGAGGGAGCUGAUGAAAAUCCAGACGAGGUCUAUUUCCAGGAGCUGCCGGUCUGGAAGAGAGAAUUCUUCUGAUAACCUUUCAUACAUUUGUAAAAACUGCCGGAAGACGCCAACAUAUUUGUCUGUGAAAGUAACUAGUUCAGUCCUGCUUGAGGGAG